GCGUGCGUAAGAGCGCGUCUAUUCGUGUGUGAGAGUAGUAAACGCAGAGUGAGGUGGCAGUCCGUCUUAAUCCACAUCGACCUGCUCACGCGCGCAUCUUUAUCUUUAUUCGUCUUCAUGUGUCGGAGCGGCGUGGAAAGACAACAUGGCAUGUGCGCGUGGAGGUGGACCGUCCCGGAUCUGAUCCGUGCUUGUCUUUGUGUUGCCUCUGAGUAAGGCGUUCAUUACAAAGUGGCUCGUGGGACUUGGCUGCUGUUGAGCAGCAACAAAAAGGACGUGCGCGCGCGUUCAUGGGGACGCGACUUUGACAGCUCCUCAGUCUCCAGUCUUGUAAGUUUCUCAGCGGCCGACCGUGUCUGGAGAUCAUCAUCAUCAUCAUCAUCACCCAUCAUCAUCGUCGUUCGUCGUCAUGGCGGAGGCUUCGCUCCCAGACGCACUCCCGGACCUGAACGUGGUCAUCGACCCGGACUUCGAGCCCCAGAAGCGGCCCAGGUCGUGCACCUGGCCGCUGCCGCGACCGGAUUCGAGCGCGGUGAAACCGGAGAACAACGACAUCAUCCCGGAGGAGGAGGAUGAUGAUGAGGGCGCCGCGGGCAUCCGUGUCCGUGGCUCCGGGGCGGCUGCGGAGGACCAGAGCGGCAGCGGCAGCCCCGUCGCCGACGGACCGUUCGCUUCCCCCGGUCAGGACAGCGGAGGCUCCCCGCUCUCCGCGCACUCCCCUCCGGCCGCCUUGGGCGCUCUGACUCCCGGCAGCUUGGCCGCCGCGCAGACCCCGAGGAAAGCGUCCUCCCGUCGCAACGCCUGGGGGAAUCUGUCCUACGCGGACCUGAUCACCAAAGCCAUCGAGAGCUCACCGGAGAAGAGACUGACCCUGUCCCAGAUCUACGACUGGAUGGUCCGAUCCAUCCCUUACUUCAAGGACAAAGGUGACAGCAACAGCUCUGCAGGAUGGAAGAAUUCCAUCCGGCACAACCUUUCCCUCCAUAGUCGCUUCAUCCGUGUCCAGAAUGAGGGAACCGGAAAGAGUUCUUGGUGGAUGAUCAACCCUGAGGGAGGGAAGGGUGGCAAGGCUCCGCGGCGUCGAGCAGUCUCCAUGGACAACAGCAACAAGUACACCAAGUCUGCCCGUGGCCGUGCUGCUAAGAAGAAGGCUGCCCUGCAGGCUGCUGCUGCUGCAGCUGGUGAUGGUGGUGAGGACAGCCCUUCGGGUCCAUCUAAGUGGCCUGGGAGUCCAACAUCACGCAGCAGUGAGGAGUUAGAUGCCUGGACAGACUUCCGCUCUCGAACCAACUCAAACGCCAGCACACUUAGUGGUCGGCUCUCACCCAUUUUGGCCAACCCUGAGUUAGACGAGGUGCCCGACGAUGAGCCUCCUCUUUCACCCAUGAUCUACUCCAGUCCUGGGAAGACGCUAUCUCCCGGAAACCCCACAGUUAACGGAAAGGCUGCUCCCACCGAGCUGCCCCGCCUCACAGAUUUGGCAGAAACAAUGAAAUUGACCGAUGGAAUGACAGAAGAUUUGAUGGAUGAUCUACUAGACAACAUUAAACUUGCACCAACAGCCUCUAGCCAGACCUCACAGAAUGGUCCCUCAGGGUUCAGUUUUGGUUCCAAACCCAAUGGCAUUGGUUCACCUUCCUCUACGUCCCCUCAAUCUUCCAACUCUCCUUCAAAUGGUGGAAGUAAUAACUAUGGUAACUCCAUAUUUGGCUCCCAUACAACAGGCUCCUCUCUGCGUUCGUCUCCCAUGCAGACCAUCCAGGAGAACAAGCCAACAUCCUUCUCCACCAUCAGCAUGCCCCGCUUUGGAGGUCAAAUAUUACAAGACUUGCUCAACUCUGACUGUCACAACCACAGUGAUGUAAUGAUGACCCAAUCUGACCCACUAAUGUCACAGGCAAGUGCAGUGGCUGUCAUGUCCCAGAAUUCGCGCCGUAAUGUUAUGGUCCGCAAUGAUCCGGUAAUGACUUUUGGGACCACUGGGGGACUUCAAAGCAGCCAUGAGUUGCUGCAAAGUAACAAUCAUAACCAGAGGUCUGUAAACGGAGACCUGAACUUAGCCAAUGAGGCUAACUCACUGGCUAACGCUAAACAGCAGCUCCUGCUCUCACCAGUGGGAGGAAAUGGGACUUCCUCAAUGCAGAUUGAUCCCUCAAUCUUUUUGAAUGGCACAGUCAGCAGCACUGGGGGAUGUCAAGAUCGUUUCCCCACGGAUCUUGACCUGGACAUGUUCAACGGCAGCCUGGAGUGUGACAUGGAUUCUAUAAUCAGGAAUGACCUGAUGGAUGCAGAUGGGCUAGAUUUUAAUUUUGAGUCUCUGGUCAAUAUGAACGGAGUUGGCAAUUUCACAAAUAACAAGCAGACCUCUCAAAGAUGGGUUCCUGGCUGAGAAGCAAGGAGCAGUAAAGGUCUGACCUUUGAUGUGGAAGAAAAGAUCAGACACACACCAUCCUUUUUGCCAAACCAACCAUCAGCACAAGGUCAAAUCCAAACCCCGUGUUUACAGAAGCAGACUUCCUCUCAUGAGCUUUACCUGCGCUCCUACACUGACGAACCGUGAACGAGCUGACAAACAGAGAUGCUGCACAUAAGCUCUUUAAAGACUCCUUUGCAAAAAAACAACAACAAAGAAAACAACUUAAAGCUAUGUCAAACAAUCACAGCAAACUCACGUAUAGCUUGGAAUUAUGCAAUUUUUCUUUGACAGUCAGUUUCUUGAUAUCAAAAAGACACUGCACAGAAGGGACAAAACAUCAAGCAAGGAAGUAAGAAGAGCAUGGUGCAGCUGUUCCCGCUGAAGGCAAAAAAAAAGACAAAAAUCAAGAGGUGAUGUAGUGUAAAUCUGAUCCAGUUGUUUCCAGAUGUGUUAUGUUGAGGGUUAACAAAAAAUCCCUCCGCUCUUAGUCGUUUUAAUUGUUCUGUGUUUGUUUUUCAAGGGGGUUCUGUUUUAUUGUAAUUGUUUCUGGAUCAUAGACGUCUGUACAAACAGAACUGGUGUAUUUUGAGUCAAAUGAAGAGAUGGAAAUGGAGGAUCCUACUUGCAUACACUCAUACAGACUAACUGACAUUUUUGCAAAACCUCAGAAACUUUGGAAGUAAAAAAAAAUAAAUAAAACAAUCUAAAUUUAAUGCCAUAGACCUACUGUUUUGUUAUGCAUUGCUUGAAUUUAAAGUAACAGCAACAUGCAUUAUUAUAAUCGCUAAUUUCUGCAUCUGUGUGUACAUUAAUGUGUGCACAAAGAAAAGAGGAAAAGAUCUUAUGUCUGUUUUGGGUUUUAGAGCUUACGGUGAAUUCCGUUGAGGUCGUUUAUCGCAGCAUAUGAUGUAGCCAAAAUGAAAGCCUGUUUGCUAGCGUUGAGAACAUUUCCACACCACUACAGGUGCUAUAUAAACAGUGUUGAAUCCUGUCUCGAGAGCAAGAUGCAAACUUUCUUGUAUGAGCAGUUUUUACAGAAGAAAGCUCAAAGCUAGAGCCAUACAGCGCAGCCAGAUUGAAGACGGCGUGGGGAGCAGGGUUCUUUUUUUUUUUAGGCUCAUUCCUCUCAAAGCCAGUUGUUUCUUGGGUAAAAUAAGCUAUUUCUGUAUAUUGCCAAAUUUACUUGAAACAGACAGUAGGAUUUUCUGGCAGCCAAAUCACACGUGUACACACACAAACACAUAUAGCACACAGGGGGCUUGUUAUUCACAUAUAAAAUCACUCAGGGGUGGGGGGACAUUGAGGCUUCCCAUUUGAAAUACUUACAUUCAAAUGGAUUCACACAGAACAUUUCUUAAUAAUAAAACCUAAUACUUUGUGCUUGUGAACUUGUAACCUGUGAACUUUUGGUCGUCGAGAUGAAGGGAUGGAAGGAGGAUUAAUGUCAGGAUUAUUAAGUCACGCAUGUCUGUUAUUUUUUGGGGGUUUCCUGUCAUAACUAUUUCUCUUCCUAUUGUUGGACUUGUGACACAGACACAGCCCCUCAUGGACACGCCUGGUGCUCCUGCAGGUGACUUCCUGUAUCUCCUGACUUGUGUAGUGUUUCUCUACCAAGUAGAUUUCAGCUGAAUUAAUCUCACAAGGAUGUGUAAUAUCUCACGAUGCAUACAGCACAGCCGUCUGUAUGCAUGUCUGUAUUUAUGCAUUAUGAAUCGUGUGAAGAUGCAUAUGUACUCGCUGUUUGUCCUUAUAUACUCAUGUUAGUACUUGACCCUUGGAUUUUUUGUGAUACCUCUGUAGUUGAAGAAUUAUUGAACAAAGUUACACGCUGGGUAAGUGGGAACACUGUUACCAGCGAUUUAAUUGUCGAACCAGAUUUUUUUGUUUGUUUGUUUUAAUGGUCACAAGAACCAUUGUUGUAGCAUCUGGAAGCUCUGGUACCCCCUUUUCUGUUUGGGGUAGUGACAUGAAGUGUAUUCCCUGCUGUGUAUAAUAGUGUACAGAUUUGUGUAUAUCAUUUUGACACCAAGGCAGAAGAGCGGGUGUGCAUGGUUAGCUGGAAUGGGCUAAUGUGCUAUCUGAGGUUUAGUGCAUGGGUUAGCAGAACUCCCCCUCAACCCUCCAAAUGGUUCCGUCCCAUUGCAGACAUUGUAAUGCAGAGAGGACCAAGUAUUUUUAUCAGCCAAACACGCUCUCUGUUCUUUUUUGGCAGGAGGAGCUCUUGCACCAUCUUGCUCAUUUAAUGCCCAAAUCUUAUGAAGAGGCUAGCUUGUUAUAAGACAAGCUAGCAGCUAGUCAGUGUGUGGCCAAGACCAAAGUGGAGUGCAGCCAUUUUAAAACAACUCCCAUCUCAUAAACCUCAUAGGAAUUCAUGUGAGCACCAUCCCCUGUUAAUUUUGCGUUACACUGUUAUUGACUUAUAUUUCUAUGGGUUUUUGCAAGUGCAAUUGGCCACAUCAGCUGUGCAGCCUGGCUGAAAUAUUUUGAUGUUCUUGCUGGAAUAACAGUGUAAUUUAACAACGAGAACAAUGUAAAGGUUCAUAAAAUAGUGUUUACAUGAAUUGCUAUGAUUUUUUGAGUGGUUUUUAGACGUCAGCAGUCCACUUUGAGUAGCCGUUAGCUCGUCAGUCAAGUCAAAUUUAAAUUUAAAUUCUCCAAAUUGAGGGCUUUCAAAAAGCUUUCCAUAGCAGGUAAGAUAUUACUUGAUCAUACAUUUUCCACAGAACACUUGAAAAGCUCUGAACCGUGGUUUUAAUAGGGUUAAUAUUCCAAGUGAUUCCAUAUGUGUAGACAGGAAACGUAUUCUUGUUUUACAUGAACACCCUGGUGCUUUUCAACCAGCUGGUUCGAACAUUGAUUUAAUUUUAUUUUUAAAGACGCUGGAAUACAUCUAAAACUUGCAGAACACUAUCAUUUGUUUAGGCCAGCUAAGCAUUUAAAUUCACCCACACUGAUUGUAUUUAAUAUUACUUCUGUAGUUACCCUGUGAAGAACACUGAGAAGGUGAAUCUUGUGAUCGAUGUGAUCUUUUGUAUAUAAAGAUAAGAUUAUUGAUCCCUGAUAAGCUGUGUAGGUUUCACUUGCAGAGAAGUUACAUUUUCUAUGUUCAGUGUCAAGUGUUUCAGCUCUUCUAGGAGUCACAGUGGUGCUUUUCCUUCAAUACCACCACUCUAUGCUACUACCUUUGUUCAAGCACAGCUGACCUCCCCUUUACGCCCAACACACACACGCAGCACAUCAUGUGCUGGCUUAAAGCUAAGAAAAGAGAAAACAUCGACAUACCACUAGAAACCUUAAUGACCUCUUGGACGUUUUGUAUUUUUCUCUUGUUAAGAGUCCCAGGCCAGCUCCUUUUCCAUACACACCUCUGAACUUUGCCCUUUAUUAAUCUUACUUCUUCUCAACUCAAUGUUAGUGGGUAUUUUACCUGUGUAUUCCAUUUUGAAUUGUAAUCUAGUUUGUAUAAGAAAUGGUGCGCAUGUAAAUAAAGCU
Nematolebias whitei (Rio pearlfish) is the source of this 5908-nucleotide messenger RNA. It is a transcript of the gene foxo3b, whose product is annotated as forkhead box O3b. The coding region runs from base 410 to 2389 and encodes 659 amino acids. The transcript has 4 exons. Gene Ontology annotation, cellular component: nucleus; mitochondrial matrix. Gene Ontology annotation, biological process: regulation of transcription by RNA polymerase II. The record is from RefSeq and is a predicted model, not a curated record. NCBI's taxonomy places the organism in Eukaryota, Metazoa, Chordata, Actinopteri, Cyprinodontiformes, Rivulidae. Gene Ontology annotation, molecular function: RNA polymerase II cis-regulatory region sequence-specific DNA binding; DNA-binding transcription factor activity, RNA polymerase II-specific.